Vanessa atalanta (red admiral) is the source of this 3511-nucleotide messenger RNA. It is a transcript of the gene Vha100-1, whose product is annotated as V-type proton ATPase 116 kDa subunit a 1. Bases 157 to 2715 code for a protein of 852 amino acids. Lineage: Eukaryota; Metazoa; Arthropoda; Insecta; Lepidoptera; Nymphalidae. The record is from RefSeq and is a predicted model, not a curated record. Gene Ontology annotation, biological process: proton transmembrane transport; vacuolar acidification. Gene Ontology annotation, cellular component: plasma membrane; vacuolar proton-transporting V-type ATPase, V0 domain; vacuolar proton-transporting V-type ATPase complex. The transcript is spliced from 18 exons. Gene Ontology annotation, molecular function: ATPase binding; proton-transporting ATPase activity, rotational mechanism.
GCGCAUCGAUGACGAGUUCGCUCACUGGACAAUCAUAUUGAUCGGUUUCCAUUUAUUUCGGUGUCGUCGCCGCCGAAGUCCGUUCGUAGGCGGAUGCGACGAACCUAGAUAGAUAGGAAUUAUUUUUUUGUGUAUUGUGUUAAAGAAACUAACAAAAUGGGGUCGUUGUUUCGGAGUGAGGAAAUGACUUUAUGUCAACUUUUCCUACAGAGUGAAGCAGCCUAUGCUUGCGUGUCUGAACUUGGUGAAUUGGGGCUCGUACAAUUCCGCGACCUAAAUCCCGACGUAAAUGCUUUCCAACGCAAAUUCGUCAACGAAGUGCGUCGCUGCGAUGAAAUGGAACGCAAGCUUCGUUAUCUCGAGAAGGAGAUCAGACGCGAUGGUAUUCCGAUGCUUGAGAUACCAGGAGAGGUCCCAGAGGCGCCUCAGCCCAGAGAGAUGAUUGACCUUGAGGCAACCUUCGAGAAACUUGAAAAUGAGCUACGCGAAGUUAAUCAGAACGCGGAAGCUCUGAAGAGAAAUUAUCUCGAAUUGACUGAGCUCAAACACAUCCUUAGGAAGACACAAGUAUUCUUCGACGAGCACGAGGGCGGUGCCAAUACCACCGAAUCGAUGACGCGCGCACUGAUAUCCGACGAUCCGAACAAACAUAUGGGACAGGUUCAACUAGGUUUUCGGGAUAAACAAGAGUCCUUGGAAUUCCUGCCUUGUUUCGUCGCUGGUGUUAUACUUCGUGAGCGUAUACCAGCCUUUGAGAGGAUGCUAUGGAGAGCUUGUAGAGGAAACGUAUUCCUUCGACAGGCUGAGAUCGACACACCAUUGGAGGACCCGUCGUCUUCGGACCAAGUAUACAAGUCGGUGUUCAUAAUAUUCUUCCAAGGAGAUCAACUGAAGACACGCGUCAAGAAAAUAUGCGAAGGAUUCCGUGCGACGCUGUACCCUUGCCCCGAAGCCCCGGCCGACAGGCGUGAAAUGGCUAUGGGUGUGAUGACCAGGAUCGAGGACUUGAACACGGUCCUCGGCCAAACCCAAGACCACCGUCACCGCGUGCUCGUAGCCGCCGCCAAGAACAUCAAGAACUGGUUCGUGAAGGUCCGCAAGAUCAAGGCCAUCUACCACACUCUCAACCUUUUCAACUUGGACGUCACGCAGAAGUGUUUGAUCGCCGAAUGCUGGGUGCCCGCGCUGGAUAUGGAGACUAUACAGCUCGCUCUGAGGAGAGGAACGGAACGCAGCGGCAGUUCCGUGCCGCCGAUCCUGAACCGCAUGGAGACGCUGGAGGACCCGCCGACGUACAACCGCACCAACAAGUUCACGUCCGCCUUCCAGAACCUCAUCUACGCGUACGGCGUCGCCACCUACCGCGAGGUCAACCCCGCGCCGUACACGAUCAUCACGUUCCCGUUCCUGUUCGCCGUGAUGUUCGGCGACCUGGGCCACGGCGCGCUCAUGGCCGCCUUCGGCUUCUGGAUGUGCUACAAGGAGAAGCCGCUGCAGGCCAAGAAGAUCGACAGCGAGAUCUGGAACAUAUUCUUCGGCGGACGGUACAUCGUCCUGCUCAUGGGUCUGUUCUCGAUGUACACCGGCCUCAUAUACAACGAUAUAUUCUCGAAAAGUCUCAACAUAUUCGGAUCCUCUUGGCAGAACAACUACAAUGAGUCCACGUUGAGGGAGAACAAGGCCUUGCAACUGAACCCUGAUUCGGAAGACUAUUUGCAGUACCCAUACGCCUUCGGGAUAGAUCCUGUUUGGCAGUUGGCCGAAGCUAAUAAGAUUAUCUUCAUGAACGCUUACAAGAUGAAGAUCUCGAUCAUCAUCGGAGUCUUCCACAUGUUGUUCGGUGUCUGCAUGUCGCUCUGGAAUCAUAUAUACUUCAAGCGUCGCAUCAGUAUCUACGUAGAAUUCAUACCACAGAUUAUGUUCUUGACUCUGCUGUUCUUCUACAUGGUACUGUUGAUGUUCAUCAAGUGGACCACAUAUGGACCUACGCCUCCCUACUUUGGUAGCCAAGAUCCAGAGAUCGUGAAGACGAGCGGCUUCUGCGCGCCGUCCAUCUUGAUCACGUUCAUCAACAUGAUGCUGUUCAAGACGGACGCCAACACCCGCCCCCAGUGCGACCCCACCAUGUUCGCCGGACAGAUCGGCCUGCAGAAGUUCUUCGUGAUCUUAGCGCUGAUGUGCGUCCCCGUCAUGUUGUUUGGCAAACCUUACUACCUAAUGAAGGAGCAGAAGAAGCGUGAUAGCCAGGCCCACCAGAGCAUGGAGGCGGCGGCCGAGAACGGCGCGGCGGGCGGCGCGCCCGCGCCCGCGCCGCGCGGACACGACGACGACAUCACCGAGGUGUUCAUCCACCAGGCCAUCCACACCAUCGAGUACGUGCUGGGCAGCGUGUCGCACACGGCCUCCUACCUGCGCCUGUGGGCGCUGUCGCUGGCGCACGCGCAGCUGGCCGAGGUGGCCUGGAACAUGCUGCUGCGGAAAGGUCUGAAGUCCGCCGGUUACCAGGGCGGCAUAUACCUGUACGUGGUGUUCGCCGGCUGGGCCGCCAUCUCCGUGUCCAUCCUCGUGUUGAUGGAGGGGCUGUCCGCUUUCCUGCACACGCUGCGUCUGCACUGGGUCGAAUUCCAGAGCAAAUUCUAUUCCGGCGAGGGCUACUUGUUCCAGCCGUUCUCCUUCGAGGUCAUCCUCGACUCGGCUGGUCAGACCGAAGAGUAAACAUCAAAAAUACAAAUACACCUGUAGCCCGUUCUAUUUAAGCUUUAUUCGAGUAGAUAAUGCGCUUUAAAUAUAUUCAAAUGAAAUAGCUGUGAACAAUGUGUAGGUAACGAUAAUUUCAAUAAGGAUGUGUUGUUUAAAAUGUUUAUAUCGGCAAUCAUAUCAUAUAUUAUGUUCCUAUGUGAUUGCUUCGGAAUGAGGACAAACACGCAACAAAAUAGAAGGCCUUUUCUUUCCCCUCAAAUCUCCCCGGGAACGCUGAUGUGAUCGAGAAUGCUAAACUGCUCGCAGUUAUUUUACAAGAAAGAGAUUAUCUUUGUUUAAGUAUAAUUGUUCAUCUGUUUGAAUUUAAUACAUAGAUCAGAGAGGGGACUGGUUUAUGCUACAGAGAUUUAUACUCUGUGAUUUAACAAACGGCCUUGAUGAAUUUACCAGUUUAUAUAAUUUAUUAACUUAUCUUUGAUGUAUCUUAUUCGAUGUUUGCAAAUAGUGCAUCGUAUUAUAAGCCUUAACUAUAAAGCAUUGAUGUCUAUAUUGGAAUAAUAGAUAGCGUUGCAGAGUAUUUGGUAUCCAAUGGAAAAAAGAUCCCUUUUGUAUUUCUUUUAUAACUCAUUUUAUAAGUUCAAAUGUACUUAAAAACUUUUUGAAUUCGUUUUUUUAACCGAGGCUCUCUUUAUUUGUAAAAACAUAGAAAUUGUCGGUCCGUAGAUCACCAUGUAAUUGUUAUAUCAACCUUAUGACGUAGAAAAUGUAAUUUAGCUUCAGGUUUAUCAAUAAAAGUUUAUUUCGUAGCACA